AUGCCAUCCGCUAAAGCCGCCGGCGACAAGCCGUCGGGGUCCGCCUCCGCCAUCGUCGCCGCCUCGACGAGCGGGUACCACAUCCUCAAGGUCGACGGUUACUCGCGCACCAAGGGCACUCCAAAUGGUGAGUUCCUUAAAUCUGGCCAAUUCACCGUCGGCGGCCAUCGCUGGCGCAUCUACUAUUAUCCCAAUGGCUUCAAAUCCGACUCAGCGGAUUACAUAUCCGUUUACCUCAUGCUCGAUGAAGAUGUAACCGAGGACGUGAAGGCGCAGUUCAAGAUUGAUUUCGUCAAGCUGGUUGAGAAGCAACCGUCGUGGACAUCCAGAACCUUAAUAAACUUCCCUAGUCGGCAAAUGUGGGGAUAUGCAACCUUUAUCAAAAGGGAGGAUUUUGAGAAGUCAGAGCAUCUCAAGCACGAUUCUUUCACAAUCAGGUGUGACGUUGCCGUUGUGCAGGACAUCUGCACCAAAGAGACCACCAAUCCAAAGUUUGUCUCUGUGCCCCCACCUGAACUGAACCAGCACCUCGGUGAGCUCCUCAAGACCGAGAAGGGUGCCGACGUUGUGUUUGAGGUAGGCGUUGAGACCAUUGCCGCACACAGGUGUGUGCUUGCGUCCAGAUCCCCAGUAUUCAGCGCGGAGCUCUUUGGUUUAAUGAAGGAGGGUGACACUGGCGGUGUCGUACGCAUAGAUGACAUGGAGGCACGGGUGUUCAAGGCAUUGCUCUACUUUGCCUACACAGACUCGUUGCUACAGACAGAGAAAGAAGAGGAAGAUGUCAUGUGCCAGCAUCUGCUCGUUGCGGCGGACAGGUAUAAUAUGCAGAGGCUAAAGCUGAUCUGCGAGGAAAAGUUAUGUGAGUACAUCGAUGUGGGCAGCGUUGCAACCAUCCUGGCGCUUGCUGAGCAGCACCACUGUGAUGGACUGAAGAAGGCAUGCUUUAAUUUUCUCAGUUGCCUGGCACAUCGGCGAGCAGUUGUGGCCACUAAUGGCUUCCAGCAUUUGUAUAAGAGCUGCCCUUCUCUUGUGACGGAGCUGAUUGCCAUGCCCUUGCCAUCUUAA
Messenger RNA from Lolium rigidum, 1065 nucleotides. RefSeq names its product BTB/POZ and MATH domain-containing protein 1-like. The record is from RefSeq and is a predicted model, not a curated record. Gene Ontology annotation, biological process: protein ubiquitination. Gene Ontology annotation, molecular function: protein binding. The transcript has a single exon. NCBI's taxonomy places the organism in Eukaryota, Viridiplantae, Streptophyta, Magnoliopsida, Poales, Poaceae. Bases 1 to 1065 code for a protein of 354 amino acids.